AUGUCUGCCAAAAUAAUCUCCGCUUCCAUCCUGUCCCUGCUCGCAGCUGGUGCAGCAGCUCAAUCUGCUUCUGCAUCUUUCGCAGCGACCAACUGCCAGGUCCAAGAUGGUUCGCUUGUGUGCACAGCAGCUGGCGACCAGUAUCGCGUGACCGACGAUGUCGACCUUUCCAACCCACCCACGAGCUAUUCCGUUUGCGAGGCCCUCUCGGAGACCACAAUAGAAUGUGUCGGAGUUGACCAAAAUGGAACACCAACUUCCAACGUGCAACUCGAAGCGGUCGGUGCGAGCGGCAGUGGAGGCUCGAACAGUGAAAGCGCGAUGCCAACGAUGACGGAGAGCGCAUCUGAGAGCAUGACCACAGGUGGCGGAGGGUCCGCCGAGACAACAGCGAUUGAGAGCGGUGCCUCGACGACUGGCACUUCGCCCUCCGAGACAAUGAGUGGAGGAGCGAGCCAGAGCUCCGCUCCAGCUGCGGAUGGCAACUCGGGUGUUGCGCUUUCUGCAGAUUCGGCUUGGGCAUUGUUGGCUAUGCUGGGCGCUGCUGUGAUGAUUUAG
Cercospora beticola is the source of this 558-nucleotide messenger RNA. RefSeq lists its product as uncharacterized. The record is from RefSeq and is a predicted model, not a curated record. Lineage: Eukaryota; Fungi; Ascomycota; Dothideomycetes; Mycosphaerellales; Mycosphaerellaceae.